CAUUACGAUUCAUCAGUUGAGUCUUGCAGGCAAGUUCUCCAGAACAAGUCAGAAAAAGACGGCAGAAAUGGUUUCCAUUCUCUCUUAUGCGACAUUGAUUUUGUGCACUGUGGCCCUUAGCGAGUCGUGCAGUUGCGCUAAGACAACUCACAUGGCGAUUUUAUGCAGAGAUGACUUCGCCAUCAGAGCUAAGGUUACUCAAGUCACAGAUUUGGGAAGCCGGAAAAUCUAUACACUCGACAUAAAAAAUAUUUUCAAAGAAGGUGCCCAGUUCUAUAAAGUGACGCCUACGAUGGCGACCAUUCAAGGGCCUGUGCGGAGUGGUACAGCUUGGACAAGGACAGAUGGUUGUGGAAUAGACCUUGAAUUGGGUAAUGUUUACCUCUUAACGGGUAAAAUAGAAAAAAGCGAAGAUGCAGACCUUCACAUUACCCGAUGUGGCUGGAAUGUGGAAUUUCAAAAUGUAAGCAAGAACAAACAGAAAACACUGGAAAAUUAUUACAAGAAAGAACAGGAAAAAUGUUGAAUGAGCAAAAGUGAAAUAUGCUUCGCUCUAGAGUUGUUAAUCAAUAUUUUAUCAAGGCAAAAGGCGAUAGAAAUAAA
This is a messenger RNA of Pocillopora damicornis (cauliflower coral), 603 nucleotides long. Its product is annotated as metalloproteinase inhibitor 2. Lineage: Eukaryota; Metazoa; Cnidaria; Anthozoa; Scleractinia; Pocilloporidae. Gene Ontology annotation, cellular component: extracellular matrix. Gene Ontology annotation, biological process: negative regulation of endopeptidase activity; negative regulation of membrane protein ectodomain proteolysis. The record is from RefSeq and is a predicted model, not a curated record. Gene Ontology annotation, molecular function: metalloendopeptidase inhibitor activity; protease binding.